Molecule: messenger RNA, 5171 nt
Organism: Mercenaria mercenaria
Lineage: Eukaryota; Metazoa; Mollusca; Bivalvia; Venerida; Veneridae
Product: leucine-rich repeat and WD repeat-containing protein 1-like
Exons: 17
Coding region: 1166-3424 (752 amino acids)
Biological process (GO): chromatin organization; establishment of protein localization to chromatin
Cellular component (GO): nuclear origin of replication recognition complex
Molecular function (GO): chromatin binding; protein binding
Source: RefSeq, a predicted model, not a curated record
AAGAUAAGAUUUAUUUAAAGUCGGCAAGACAUCGAACAAGUACAACAUAAGCUCAUGUGAGCUUUUGAACCGACUACAGAUUAACAUAUGGUAUAUAUUAAAACAAUUGUAUAAAAGCUGCAAUGAUAAUAUGGAUUUUAGUGUUAACGAGUUAAAUAGCAUUUAGCACAAUAUACCACUAAAAAUAUCUAAACAAUAUAAAACUAUGACAUAUGCCUAUCUAUGAUGUCACUUAAAAGGAAGAAAAUAAAUCACAGAUAAAUAAAUUUAAUAAAAGACUCUUGUAUAGAAAUAUUACCAUAAGUAAAACUGGUUUUAUGUCUAACAUUAAGAUCCAUGAUAAAGGUCAGUAAAAGAUUGGCAGAUAUCAUAGCUUACAAUAUAAAAGUACAAAGCUUGCAACAAACAAGUACAAGAGCAAACAAAAUACAUAAGCAAGCGUGAUGAAAGCAAAAACACAUAGAAAGACCACUGACUGCAAAUGAAAAACAUCUAAACAAACACAGUCACAUGUACAACACAAUUAUAGCUAGGAAAACAUAAUAAAAUGAGUAGUUGGCAAAGCAGAAUUACAGUACUCUAUAGUUAAAUUGUAUCAUACAAAGAAAAGUAAAAAAAACAACAACAUAACUGUAUGAAAAUAAUUCUGACUCUACUAAGCUUAAUAGCAACAGGCUUGUAAUCUAAGUACAUAGGUGGGGAAAAGCAACAUGCAAGACAGCAAAAUUAAAGAACAGCAAACAAAAAAGCUAAAAAUAUAUACACUGCUGAACUCCAAGUAGGCCCCACCAAUGCUGUAGGAGCUCACCAAUCUGGUUUACAAGCAAUACACUUGCAGUCCCUGCCACUCCAUGUGGAUAUGAGGCUUCUGAAUUGAUGUUCAUUGAAUGAAAUGUUUUCAAAAAAUACAGAAAUUUGUUGGAAAGUUUACAAUAUUUUCGUGAUAGACAUCUAUCUCGUGGCAGAAAUAUGCCACAAACUACUGAAAAUAGUGCCAUUAAUAAAAGUCCAUUUCGUGAGAUUGUAUCCAUUUCGUAUUUUAGUCUGGUAGCUUUUAUCACGAUUACAUAUAAUCACGCACGCCGGGGUAAAUCGCGGGAAGUGGGUGGGCAUUCAAAUAAUAAAUAUUUCUAAGGGUCUAUUCUUAUUUUUUAAUUUCAUUAAAAUGAAGGGCCCGCCUACAGAAGAGGAUCUCCGAAAACUUGGCAAUUCGCAAGCGCUUGAGAAAAUAUCCAAUUUGAAUUUAUCAAGACGAAAUCUAGGUAGCAUUGAUAGUGAGAUCUUCAACAAAUUACAGAACAUUAAGAGUCUCGAUUUGUCACAGAACUGUCUGACAGGCGUACCAGAUGAUCUUUGGCUUCCAUCACUGCAGACGUUGGACCUCUCUGAUAACCAGCUGCAGUCCGUUGAUUUUGUACAACAUUUUGGCAGUUUGCAACAGCUGUAUUUGGAGGAUAAUGAUGCAAUUACUAUAGAUGAUUAUUACAUAGCAAAGGUGUUGUGCCCAUCACUGAGGAGUAUAGAUGGGGCAGAGGAUAUCAAACAUAUUGAAAAAGGAAUUUCUUUGUACACAGAUCAUCUUGAACCCCAGAUUGAGGCAGUUUGGGAGGCCAGGUUCUCGGAGGUGUACAGUAGCGGAGUAAACAAGGAAGAAAUGGAGAGUUUACAUGAGGAGUUUGUCAAUACAAUAAAUCAGGGGAACGUUGUCGGCAGCAAUCUUACAAUGUCCAAGUUCAGGACUUUUAUGAUAAAUCAUCUUUGUUGGAAAUUGAUUUCGGAUGUAAAUCGAGGAAAGAAAAAAUCUAAGAGAAGAAGCAUAAAGUCGUCUGAUGGAGUUGAUACGCAGUCGCAGUAUGGGACCAGAAUUUCUAAAGGAGUAACGCCAGUGAAACAUUACAGUACGGGAGUGCCCAUUACAGACUCACAAAACCAGGGUAACAACAAGAAGAGGAAAAGAGAAGAUAGUGUAGAGAGAUCCCCAGUAAAAUUACAGUCUGCAAAACGUAAAAGAGAGAGUUCCCCAGCCUCGACCCCAGUUAAAACUACCAGUGCCAAACGAAAAAGGGAGGAUACUCCAGAUUCCAAAGUAAAGUCAACGUCUGACAAAUGGAAAAGGGAGAGUACUGCAGAUAACUCAGAGUCGAAAUCACCAGCAGCCAAAAGAAGAAAGGAUGAUUCAAAAACUCCAGAUUUUACAAAAAUGCGCAAAAGUGAGGGAGUUUCACAAUUGUUGCACAAAUUACCAGAAUACGAGCCAUCAAUGUUUCUACGCUGUCAUUCCAUGGGGAACAACCCAUCUGAUAGUACAACUAAGGUGUGGAACUGUGCCUUUGAACCUUUAUUAGGAAGUACAGGAGAGACUAGUAACAUCCUGGCAACUUGUGGAGGAAAAAAUGUCUGCUUUAUUGAUUGUCAGACUGGGAAAGUUAUGAAGAGAUAUAAGGAUGCCAGUAAAUCUGAGUCGUUUUAUGCCCUGGCAUGGACCACACUGGAAGCUGAUGGUAAACAUUUGAACGAAGAUGUGAAUAUAUUAGCUGUAGCAGGUCAAAAUGAAGUUAUAAAGUUGAUACAUCCAACACAGUUAGUGAUGUUUGGUACCCUACAAGGACACAAGGGCUACGUAUCAUCUCUGAUAUUUCAUCCUGACAGACCUCACAUUCUCUUUAGUGGAUCUAAAGAUGGAAGGAUUAUUAUGUGGGAGAUAGGAAUGCCAGAUUUUAAAGAUUUUUCCAUCAAAUGGAAACAAAGAGCAGUCUUGACUCUGCCAAAAACUGAUACUAUAUGUUUAGCAGUUAACUCUGAGCUUGAAGUGUUAGUUGCGGGGUGUGAAGAUUCGUGUUACGGAUGGAAGCUGGAGAAACUUUAUAAAGCUGGGAAAAGUCUCAAUGUGGUCCCAGAUUUUGAGUUUGUACACCCAAGAGUAGAUGAUGAGGAUGAACCAGUAGUUGUUGAUGGUUUAGCAAUGCUGUCCAAUAAUUGUAUAGUCAGUAAAUGUGUAGACCAGACCAGACUAUAUCUUUGGGACCUGGAGCCCCACACAGAGGGUGGAUUUAAGGGGCCAAAACCUUACAGAAUUCUUGUCUCACCCUUGGCAGAGCUCCAGUAUAUAUCUACAGCUAUAGAUUACCUCUACCUCAACUCUUGUAAAGAUAUCCUGAGUGUAGGAGAUGACAAUGGGAACAUUUACAUGUAUAAUUUGAAGUCAGUUGUCCGCAAAAAGAAAGCAAGUGACGAGCUCUUACAGCCUUCUCGCAUCCUGGAGUACCCUGAUCUAAAUAUUGACACAAAUUUUGAAGAAAGUAUGAAAGAUGUUUCUGAGAAAAAGGAUGUGGUCAUUAACUGUUUAGGACAAAGUUCAGAUGGAGAGUAUAUGGUUUGCGGAACAGACAACAAUCUGAUAUGUAUAUGGAGAGCAAGUACCUGAUCAAUGAACUUCGGUCAUGGAACACAGUCUGUAGAAUAUGGAUGUGUGUUGGUGCUAGCAAUGUUGAUAUGGCAUUGAUGUUCUGCCGACAAUAAUCAAUAAACUUGCCAGUAAUGUUUAAUUGAUAUUCUAGGUUUAGAAUUAUUUUAGAGAACAGACUACAGUAAAUUCAAGCAUAGUAAUGUUUGUGUUUGUUGGGAUUUGGGGACAAUAAGUUGUACCCUUACUGUAUUGUACAGUAAGGUAUUGUGAGUAAUAAUUUUUUAUUUGCGGGAUAUAAGAUAUCAUAUAAUUCAAGGUAAACAUCUUUGCUGAAAACUAUGUGGAAACCCUAUAACUUGUAUUUUGAUAUUAUUAUGAAGUAUCAGGGGUCUAGCUAGGUCUAUUUUAUUGGGAGAAGUCACUUCUCCCUCAAGCUAAUUUAGGGAGAAAUGGGGAGACUUGAGGCAGAAGUUGGAAGAUGUUUUUCUACUACAAUGCUGUUGAGUGAUUUGAAAGGUGGCUAUAAUUUUCUUGUUUCUAGAUAAAAAGCAUUGAUGUGACCAUUCAUUUUCUUAGUUACAUGAUUUCCCAUACAGUGGCUAUUAUUUCAUUACAAAAUUCUGAAAAAAGUCGUUUUCAAAAAUUCAAGCCGAUGCUGUAAAUCUAACCCGCCAAUUUUUGGUUAUAACUAUUUUGUAUGAAUGUGUUUAUUAUUUUAACACCGAGUCACCACAUCGAUGAACAGUUUCUCAGUCAAAUAAAACUGAAAGUAAACUGUGUAAACUAGAAAUACAUAGAUCAAUUCAUCAAAUCUCUCAAGUACCUGAAAUAGGCGGAACUUAAAUUAUGCUAUCUGCGUGUGUUAUUCAACACUCAUUUUGACACCGUGCAAAUUGUCAACAGCCGGGUAGCGUUAAUUAGCGAGUGGGGAUAUCAAAGAGAAUCAGGUGACUUGCAUUUCGCUUUGAGGUUAGAUUUGAGCAAAGUUUUAAGUUCCAAAGCGCCUGUUUCGCUAAAGUCGCCCACUCGCAAAGCCCUGAAGUAUGUUAUAUUCUCUUUGAUAUAUAUGAAGUUUUAUUAUGCCCCUGCCAUAAAAUGGGCGGUGGGUGGGGCAUAUAGUAUUACCCCUGUCCGUGUGUGUUUGUCCGUCCGUGUGUUCGGGAAAGGGUGAUGUUCGUGUCCGGUCCAUAACUUUGACAUGCAUGGUCCGAUUUCAAAAUAAUUUGACACAAAUAAUAAGCAUGGAUAGAUGAUAUGUCAUGCGCACAAACCAGGACCCUAGCUCAAAGGUCAAUGUCACAGUCCUUGGUUGAACUUGGCCAAUUUUCACUACAUAUAUACUGAUAAUGUGGUCUUGUGUCCGUUCCAUAACUUUGACGUGCUUGGUCCGAUUUCAAAAUAAUUUGACACAAAUAAUAAGCAUAAAUAGACGAUGUGCCAUGCGCAAAAACCAGAUCCAUAGGUCUAAGGUCAAGGUUACACUUAGAGACCAAAGGUCACAUACAAGAAUGACUGUCUUUCUGAGCAUUUCUUUUUCAUGCAUAGAGGGAUUUUGAUGUAAGUUGCCUCAGUUGUAUACCCUCAUGAGGUAGAAUGUCAUGCGCAAGAACCAGGUCCCUAGUUUAGAAUUACUUGUCUUUGUUGUUACUAUGAUAAGCUUAUAUUGUAACUUCCUUACUACUGGUCGUAGGGAAAAAACAAGACCACUUUUCUGUAGUACAACAUGCAUGUUACAUCCAAUUUUGAGAAGUAUUAUAAUCUAUCU